GUUGCGUAUGUGACCGGCAUUCAGUGUCGGCCCGCGUAGGAGGACACCGCAGAGAACUAUUUAUUUAUUUAUUCUAGUUUAUUUUAAAUUUAUCGAAGCUGAGUUAUGCUGGGUCUGUGCCUUUACGUUCCCGUGUCCAACUCGGACCCAGUGGAAGUGGAAUAUUUUGAAUCUAACGGACUACCGUCGGAGCUGAAGUCGCUGUUCAACAAACUCAGCGUGUUCCUGCCCUCCCAGGAGUUCUCUACCUACCAAAAGUGGAGAAAGAAAACUCUAAAAAGUGAAGAAAAAGAUGCAGAUGGGCAGCUGGACUUUGAGGAGUUCGUUCACUACCUGCAGGACUACGAGAAAGACAUGAAGCUGGUGGUGAAGAGUCUCGACAGGAAGAACGCCGGCCACAUCGACGCCAAAGAGUUGAUGCAGUCGCUUCGUGACCUUGGCGUCCAUAUUUCCCUGCAGCAUGCAGAGACUGUCUUGAAGAGUAUGGAUAAGAAUGGGAUGAUAACGAUUGGCAGCAAAGACUGGAGUAAAUACCCAAUGGUGGAGAAAAUUGACAACAUUCCUGAGAUCAUCCUUUACUGGAAACACUCCACGAUAUUUGAUGUGGGUGAGAACCUGAUGGUGCCUGACGAGUUCACCAUGGAGGAGAAGCAGACUGGGAUGUGGUGGAGGCACCUGGUCGCAGGUGGAGGAGCCGGAGCCGUUUCCAGAACCUGCACCGCCCCGCUGGACCGUCUCAAAGUCAUGAUGCAGGUUUACGGAUCUCGAACCAACAACAUGUGCAUCAUGAGCGGGCUCAUGCAGAUGAUCAAGGAGGGCGGCACCAGGUCGCUGUGGCGGGGGAACGGGGUGAACGUCAUCAAAAUCGCUCCUGAAUCGGCCCUGAAGUUCAUGGCCUAUGAGCAGAUUAAGCGUCUUAUCGGCAGCGACAAGGAGACUCUGAGCAUCCUGGAGAGAUUUGUGGCAGGUUCUUUAGCCGGAGUAAUUGCCCAGAGCACCAUCUACCCCAUGGAGGUUCUGAAAACCCGUCUUGCUCUGAGGACAACCGGCCAGUAUUCCGGGAUCUCGGACUGCGCCAAGCAGAUUUUCAAGAAAGAAGGUCUCGGGGCGUUUUAUAAGGGUUACAUCCCGAACAUGCUGGGCAUCAUCCCGUACGCCGGCAUCGAUCUGGCCGUGUAUGAGACACUGAAGAACAACUACCUACAGCAGUACGGCGCCAACAGCACGGACCCCGGCGUUCUGGUUCUGCUGGCCUGCGGCACGGUGUCCAGCACCUGCGGUCAGCUGGCCAGCUACCCUCUGGCGCUGGUCCGAACCCGCAUGCAGGCACAAGCUGUGACGGAGGGUAACCACCAGCAGGUGUCCAUGACGGGCGUCUUCAGGCAGAUCCUGCAGAAUGAAGGCCCCGCCGGGCUCUACAGAGGCCUGGCCCCCAACUUCCUGAAGGUCAUCCCAGCCGUCAGCAUCAGCUACGUCGUCUACGAACACCUCAAGACUCAGCUGGGGGUGACGUCGCGCUGAGCCGCCGAGCCGCCCGGCGUUGGGAGUCUCAUUCUGUGAAUGUCAGCUGACGUCAGGCUGAGGAAGAGGGAGGAGAUUAUGGACUCUGUGAGCUCAGGAUGUUGGGAUUACGACCGCUGCUAUUUAUGUUUUUAAAUGUUAAAAUCGAGGACCAAAUGUUUGGGUCUUUGUGUGUCAGUGUAACCAGCACUCUGUAAGCUACUGACUGUAGCAUUAAGACGCUCUGUAGCCGUUAUCAGUUCUGCCUCUUCGUCCUAAAGAGGGAACAUCUUUGCACAAACCUCGUCCUAUUUAGUUGAGUGGCUAUUUAUUUCCACCCCUCCUGUAUUUAUUUAUUCUCUCUAGAUGAAGGGAAUAAGCCAAUAGUGCUAUUAUAAUUCAUGGUGUAGGAUGAUCGCCUUAACAUCCGCAAAACACUAACUGUAGUCAUGUGAAGUUUUAUUUUUGUAUUUAAAAACUGGAAGUCGGCACAUGUUCUGUGCCUUUCGAAGGAGUGUUGUCUCUAAUGUUCACCUCAGGUUUAAGGGAAAUGUAUUAUGAGCACAUGUUUGUUCAAAAGCAGGAGCUUUGUGGGGAAAAUAUGAAGCAUUUUGCACUUUAAUCAAUGUUAGAAGGGCCUAUAAAUGACUUAUCAAUGCAGGAUGAGAGUAAUUUCAGAAUAAAGAUGUUUUAGUAUUGUUUUAAUGGACCAUUUUGAUCCAAAUAAAAGCAUAAUUACAUUAA
Messenger RNA from Xiphophorus maculatus (southern platyfish), 2244 nucleotides. RefSeq names its product calcium-binding mitochondrial carrier protein SCaMC-2-A (gene slc25a25a). Lineage: Eukaryota; Metazoa; Chordata; Actinopteri; Cyprinodontiformes; Poeciliidae. The coding region runs from base 106 to 1521 and encodes 471 amino acids. Gene Ontology annotation, molecular function: calcium ion binding; ATP transmembrane transporter activity. The record is from RefSeq and is a predicted model, not a curated record. Gene Ontology annotation, cellular component: mitochondrial inner membrane. The transcript has 10 exons. Gene Ontology annotation, biological process: transmembrane transport.